This is a messenger RNA of Mus musculus (house mouse), 1251 nucleotides long. RefSeq names its product myocilin opposite strand (gene Myocos). Bases 357 to 824 code for a protein of 155 amino acids. The record is from RefSeq and is a predicted model, not a curated record. The transcript has 4 exons. NCBI's taxonomy places the organism in Eukaryota, Metazoa, Chordata, Mammalia, Rodentia, Muridae.
CAAACCCCCAGGUGAAAUGUUAGCUACUGCUUGUGCCCUACAGAGGAAAUCUACAGGAGGAAAGGGAGGCCCAGCCCAGACCAUACGCUGCAAAGCUGUGUGACCAGCAGAGGAACCCAGCCUCUCUCUGAAGCAAAAAUGGGUGCAUUUUGCAACUGGUAGACUCCAUUGGUAGAGAACAUUCAUGUCAGCUGCUGCGUGCUUCAGGUGCAAAUAAAUUCUAUCAACUCGAGUUCCGGAGAGAGAGAGAGACUCACUCUAGGAAGAUAAAAGAGUAAAGGAGAUGAAGAUGUUGGUCAUCUGUUGGCUCGUUCCUUCUCUGAGGAGAUAGAGCUGUUCUGUGGGUACCGAAUGCAAUGGUAGCAUUUUUUAGCAAAGCCACUAAGUGUGGAAAUGGCCAUCUACCAGCAGAUCUGAGAUUCGGAGGUGCAGUGUAUCUAAAACCCUCCAUUGGGCCGAGUGAAGCUGUGGUUCAGAGAAACUCUAUGGACAAGCUUGACUUCCAGAACAUUGACCUGGUCUCUGAGAUCAACAAGCGUAGGAAAGCCAUGGCCACAAGAGAUGAAACCAUCACCAAGAAAAGUGGCGAGGGUGAGGAAAUGCUCCCCAGCAUGGGUAUGGACCACGAGUCUCCCAGCAAAGCCCAUCUCAUGGUGCCUCCUGCUCCCCCUCCUUCUCCAGCUGAUGCUGCAGACAUAAGCAAGUACAAAUUGAAUGGUUUAAUGGGUGUGGACAUAGCAGCCAACACACAAACUCAUUUGGGGUGCCUGGGCGGGCUUUUGAAGAGUGUCCCAGAAGUCUUGGACUUCCUUUCUGUGCUCUAGAGUCACAGUUGAAUGAUGCUUGCCCUGUCUGUUCGUUAACUUUCCUACCGCUGACGGAAGUUCUGACAGAAGAACUUAAGGAAGGACAGGAGGGUUUGUUUGGGCUUAUGUUCUGAGGUGAUACAGUUUAGCAUGGCAUGAAAGGUGUGUCAGCAGGUAGCUGCCUUCACGGUGCACAAGUGUGGGACAGCUGCUUGUUCAUCUCCCAGCAGACUAGAUAAAACAGGCAGGGCAGGAAGCAGGGUCAGGCUAAACCUCAGGGCCUGUCCCCUAGUGACAUUUCCUCCAGCUAAAUUCUAUCUCCAGAAGUCCCUACAGCCUCCCCACUAAUAUCACCAUCUGGGGACCAAGUGGUCAGACACAUGAGCCUGUGGGGACAGUUCACAUCCAAACUAGUGCCUCACUGAUAACACUUCAAGGUAACGAG